Diatraea saccharalis (sugarcane borer) is the source of this 624-nucleotide messenger RNA. The record is from the annotation of a GenBank genome assembly. Lineage: Eukaryota; Metazoa; Arthropoda; Insecta; Lepidoptera; Crambidae.
CCGACAAACAAACACAACAAACAUGAAGACCAUUGUUUUAUUGGGACUUUUGACUGUCACCAUUGCUGCACCUCAAGGGCCGACGGAGCCAAUUCCGAUCGUCCGGCAGGAGAGUGAGAUCAACCCUGACGGCUCAUACCAGUGGGCUUACGAGACUGGUAAUGGCAUCGUCGCUGAUGAGAAAGGGGCUCUGAAGAAUGUUGGAGCUGAGGAGCCAGCUCUGGAGGUCCAAGGUCAAUUCCAGUACCCGAGUGAGGAAGGUGGAAACAUUCAAUUGAGCUACAUCGCUAACGAAAAUGGAUUCCAGCCACAGGGUGCGCAUCUGCCGACACCUCCCCCAAUACCUGAGGCUAUCCAGCGGGCUCUGGCUUACCUCGCCACUGCUCCACCCCAACCAGAGAACAGGAGGCGCUAAAUAAUUCUCCCUAAAUUUAUUUAAUGGUAAUUUAACAGUAAGCCAUAUUCAUAUCCUAUGAUAUAGGAGUAAUACAAAAAUCAAUGUUUGUUCCUGAAUACCUACAUCUAGCAACCAAAAUUAUUUAGGAAUAUAUAUUGAUGUUGUGAUUAAUGAAGCGAAUUUUGUAAAUAUUUUUAUAUAUAAUGUAAAUAAUUUUACAUGAAACA